AUGGCGGGGCUCAACGUGUCCAUCGCCUUCUUCCUGGCCACCCUCGCCCUCUGCGAGGGGGUCCGCAAGGCGGCCAAAGCCCUGCUCCCCGCAGAUGCCUACAGUGUGGCCCGGGAGGUGGCGGGUGCGGCCCAGCUGGGUGCCUGCUGCCUGGAAAUGCGGGCGCUGGCUGAGGUGGGACCCUGGGCGGGAGGUGUGGGGCCCGACCUGCUGCUGACUCUGCUCUUCCUGCUCUUCCUGGCUCAUGGGGCCACGUUCGACGGUGCAGCGACCAACCCCACCGUGACCCUGCAGGACUGGCUCCUGGCCGAGGCCUCGCUGGCCAGCGCAGGGUUGCGGGUGGCCGCACAGGCACUGGGCCUGCAGGUGGGCUGCACGCUGACGCGGCUCUUCUGGGCCUGUGAGCUCAGUGACCUCCACGUGCUGCAGCACCUCAUGGCCCAGCACUGCAGCUCGGCGCUGCGCACAGACCCUGCACAUGGCACCGCCGUGGAGGCCGCCUGCGCCUGCCUCUUUCACCUCACUCUCCUGAGCCUGCGCCGCAGCCCGCAAGUCUGUAAGGUGCCCGCCAUAGCCCUGCUGGUCACUGUCAUGGCCUACACAGCUGGACCCUUCACAUCCGCCUUCUUCAACCCUGCCCUGGCUGCCUGGGUUACCUUCGGGUGUGCGGGCCACAGCUGGCUGGAGCACGCCCAGGUGUACUGGCUGGGGCCGCUGGCAGGCAUGGUCCUGGCUGUCCUGCUGCACCAUGGACACCUGCCUCGGCUGUUCCAGAGGAACCUGCUAUAUCCGAAGAAGAGCAAGUUCCGGGUGCCCCGUAUGAAGCCAGCUCAAGGACCCAGCAGCCGGCUGGAUGGGGGUUCAGGACGGGGUGGCUGCUGA
Suncus etruscus (white-toothed pygmy shrew) is the source of this 882-nucleotide messenger RNA. Its product is annotated as aquaporin-12-like. The transcript is spliced from 3 exons. Gene Ontology annotation, biological process: transmembrane transport. Gene Ontology annotation, molecular function: channel activity. NCBI's taxonomy places the organism in Eukaryota, Metazoa, Chordata, Mammalia, Eulipotyphla, Soricidae. The record is from RefSeq and is a predicted model, not a curated record. Bases 1 to 882 code for a protein of 293 amino acids. Gene Ontology annotation, cellular component: cytoplasm; membrane.